Messenger RNA from Lotus japonicus, 1641 nucleotides. Its product is annotated as transcription factor RAX2-like. The transcript has 3 exons. The coding region runs from base 527 to 1522 and encodes 331 amino acids. NCBI's taxonomy places the organism in Eukaryota, Viridiplantae, Streptophyta, Magnoliopsida, Fabales, Fabaceae. The record is from RefSeq and is a predicted model, not a curated record.
ACAAUUCUGGUAGCUGUACCCAUCAAUUCACUAGAGUCCCUGCAGCUUCAUGCUCUGCUGUAUUACUCUUUCUUUCUGCAUUCAAACAUUGGAUGCUCUCCUUUUGAGAAGAUCAUGAAUAAGAGAAUGAAUUUGUGCAGUUUAAUACUAUGGUUUUGUUGCCAGAGUCUCCAACGUUGAAGAUUGGAAAGUUCUCUCUGACCCUCAUCACUCUUCUUGCAUAUUAGUAAUUAUUAACACCCGUUGAAUAAUUAAUUAAAAUCAAACUGAACUAAAAUUUUAUAUUUAAUAUGUAAUGGUCUGUCCUUCUCUACAUUUGACUUGUGUACAGGCCUCUCUUUCUCUCUAUCUCUAUGAAAUGAUAAAUAAAAUAAUAAUUUCUCCCAAACCGAGGUCUCUUAUUUAUAAGGCAUGGUAUUUGUAUAUAUAUAACACAAACCACCAAAGUUUCAUCUAGAUAAGAAAGUGAGAGUUUGGAUCAUCAAAGACAGGUUUUGAAAUUGCAGGGGAAAAUACAAAGAGAGAAAUGGGAAGAGCUCCUUGUUGUGACAAGGCAAGUGUUAAGAGAGGACCUUGGUCACCUGAAGAAGACUCAAAGCUGAAGGAGUACAUAGAGAAGCAUGGCACUGGAGGGAAUUGGAUUGCUCUUCCUCAAAAAGCUGGUCUGAAGAGAUGUGGGAAAAGUUGCAGAUUGAGAUGGCUUAACUAUCUCAGGCCCAACAUUAAGCAUGGAGAUUUCACAGAUGAGGAAGACAGAAUAAUUUGCAGCCUCUAUGUUAACAUAGGAAGCAGGUGGUCAAUUAUAGCUGCUCAAUUACCAGGAAGGACUGACAAUGAUAUCAAGAACUACUGGAACACCAAGUUGAAGAAAAAGCUCAUGGGGUUGCUUCCAAUAUCUUAUCACAGAGGAAAAUCUUCAUUCCCAUCUUCCAUUCAAAACCCUUCACCUUCUCCUUGUCACCAAUCAAUGUAUAGAGACUACUCCUCAUACAUCCCAACAAAUGCAUCAUCCUUCACAGGCCUUGACCCAAUUUCACUCCAUUCAAGCAUUUAUGCAAAUCCAAGGUCCACAACAACAACCUCAUCAGUUUCUCUCCCCUUUUACCAAAACCAAGAGGCCAUGCAAUACUACUGCCCUGGGAGAUCAGAGAACAUGCUGAUGUUUGGGAGUGAAGGAAGUUGCAGUUCCUCUGAUGGAAGCUGCACUCAGGUGAAGGAGAUCAAGCAAGAAGAAAUGGGUUAUUACAACAUGUCAAGUGGGUAUGAUCAUGAGUAUAAUAAUAGUUUAAUGGUUAGUUAUGGUAGCAUUAAUGGUGGGGGUGAAAAAGUGAACCAAUAUGCAGAAAAGUCAUCAGGGGGAGGUGGCUGUUGCUCUGACCAAACAACACUGUUAUCACCUUUAGAUUAUGGGAUUGAAGAUAUUCAGCAAUUGAUUAGUAGUAGUUGUGGUAGCAGAAGUGAUUUCAAUGUUGUUGAUGAAAACAAGACUGAGGAGAAGGGCAUGUACUACUACUAUUACUGACUACUACAACUUAUGAUGAGUUUGACUGGGGUAAUUAGGGGGUAUGUUGGUGGGAAUUAGAUUCAGAUUCUGGGGUUCUGCGUUUCUUUCAUGAAAUGAAUCAUUUCUUUAUUUUGACA